AGCAGAAUGCCUAUCAUUUUUUUUAAGGUUGAAGAUCUUUUUAUUGAAAUUUUGUGUUUGGACGAGAUGAAAGUAAAAUUCAAACCAUUUAAAUUCUUUGUUCGUUGCUUUCAAUUUUGUUUGUUGGGUUUGUUGAAUUUUAUCGAUAUUAACAACCCACCCAUGCAAAGCAAUUGGCUUAGGGAUUUUUUCCAAUGCUGGGGCUGAAAAACUGUUGCACCAGAUUAUGACCGGCUUUUAAUGUGGUCGGGGGUAAAGCUUGGAUCACCAUCUUAAGAUUUGUAAACAAGAAUUGUGCUUGAAUGGACCAGAUACUCGUUAGAAAAAAGAAUUUGAUUAUAUUUCCUUUGAGCCGCCAUACUGUAGUGAGCUGUGCGAGAGAUUUGAGCCUUGGGGCGUGCUUCUCCAAGUGUCCCCCAAAACCAUUAGAUUACAACUUAUGAUUAUCUAUAAUUAUGACUUCGAAAUGGCAGAGGCUAUUGGUUCAAUCCCACCCUCUGCAACGCUAGUCUGCGGAAAAAUUCUAGACCGGGUGAUUUCAAUGAUCUUGGGAUUAUACUUACUUGCAAGAGGAAUCAUUGUAUGCUGGACAUAUUGUUGUCAUUGAUGUCAAAGGAUGUUUGAUGUCAAGGAAGCAUGAGGAAGAUGUCAAAAACUGUAUGAGGAUUCUGUGAGACAGAUACUGUCAUUAAUGUCAAGAUGCAGAAUGUUAAUGUUAUCAUUAUUGAAGAAGCAACACAGAGAGUUUACACUGGAAUUAGCUGUUCCUGAACGUCUAUAACAUUUGCGGAAGCUUGGAAGUGUCUGCGUUAAGUUUAUGAGGAUCAUGGCUCAGAGGUGGUAAAUGUACUAGGUUACGCCAUCAUUGAUUUUGGUACUGCAUUCUACCACAAUUGAGUGUUGUGUCAUGUGUUUUGGAAGUUAAGUAAAGCUACACGCGAAGUAUGUUAUAUUCAAGUUCCAGAGGAUUUGAUAUACAAGACAGAAAACUAGAAGUGACAGAGUGAACACUAUGUUCGUUGGUUGGCUGUGCAAGUAUGUUGGUGAAUGCGCCAGAGAAAGGAAAUGUGCGCCAGCUGGAAGAAGUGUGUGAAGCUGGGUUCUCAAGAGUAACCAUUCAUGCAGAGGAGAUAGGCUAUUGAGUUUGAACUGGAUCAGAGUCUCUCCACAAAUUGUGCAUGUUUCCCCUCUACUUUCUGUAUCAUUAUCAGUUUCGAAAGACACAGCAACCUUUUUCUUCACUUGGCCUUGGAAGUUUAACCUUUGUGAAAACUUUUGGAAAGGUGAUAGAAGAAUGGAAAUUAGAGAAACAUCUGCAAUCGAUAUGCAUUUAUGCAACAGAGGCAACAGCAUUGCUUCAGGAAUUUGUCAAUCCAAUGAUGGUCUUCUAGAGAGCACUUGCAAUACAGACACCUGUCAAGUAGAGGGUGUCUCAUCUCCAAAAGAAGGAUGCACUAGAAGACAGUAUCAGCUAGAGAAAUCAAGUUCUGAAGCUCCAUCUGAUAAUGUUUCUUCAGCAGAAAAUUCCAUUUCUCUCAUGAUUGCACAUGCAGACUCUUCUGUUGAGUUACAAUACAUUGAAGCACUCAAACAAGAGAAUGGCUUGAAGCUUCCCAAUACAGAGGUAGUCGUAACAGCAAGGUCUCUGGAACACAUAACAUCUUAUCAUGAGUUCUUUGACAUAGACUUGUACAUGAAUAAUCUCUCAACAAACCAGUUUGGAAGGCUUCUUAUUUGGUCCCCACGUUUGCCUUCGACUCACACCUUGCUUUCUCAAAACUUCCAUGCUUUUCCUCUUGGCACUGCAUGUGUGGCAGAUACCCAGUUUCAGGGCAAAGGUCGUGUAAACAAUUUGUGGGAAUCUCCUGUGGGCUGUAUGAUGUUUUCCUUUACCCUAGCAAUGGAGAAUGGUCGUGUAUUGCCACUUCUUCAAUAUGUUGUUUCUCUUGCAGUGAUUGAAGCAAUUGAGAGAGUGUGUGAAACAAAGUGUGCACCGAUUCCCAAUGUGAGGAUCAAAUGGCCCAAUGAUAUUUAUGCGAAUGGCUUAAAAGUUGGAGGCGUCCUUUGCACUUCUACCUACAGUUCCAAAAAAUUCAGUGUCACAAUUGGCAUUGGAUUGAAUCUAGAUAAUGAGAAACCUACAACAUGUUUGAAUGCAUUACUACAAGAUCUAACAAGUUAUUCACAUUUGAUAAGGAGGGAAGAGCUUCUAGCAGCUUUUUUUGGAAGAUUUGAGGUUCUUUUAGAUAUUUUCCUCAGACAAGGUUUUUCAACCCUUGAGAGCAAGUACUAUGACAAGUGGUUGCACAGCGGACAAAGGGUGUUGCUAGAGGAAAGAGAUCAGCAAAACCUUGGUCCGUCAAAUGUUUUUGUUACAGUUAAGGGUUUAACUUCAUCUGGAUAUUUACUGGCAACUGAUGAUGAGAACAAUAAAUAUGAGCUUCAUCCGGAUGGAAAUAGCUUUGAUUUCUUUAAAGGUUUAGUGAGGAAAAAAUUUGCAGAGUGACCAACAAGAUUCAACACGAGAUCUAAUAUAUAUUACCAGGUUGUGCUUUGAAGGUAGAGAAAGAGAAGACAAAGAAUCUACCCAGCUGAUAGAUAUAUUCUUUAUCAACCUAGCUGAUAGAUAUGUGUGAUUGUAUGCCAUAUUCAUUAUCAAGUUCUCAUUCCAACCAUAGCUAUACAAUAAAUAGAUACUAAUGUGAAAUGCCAUCCCCCAGGUCUUUUAUUUAUGUAUAUGAAUUUUCAAUUUAGAUGUUGGAAACGUUUAGUUGUUAAAAAUGCGUUAUCUUUACCUCCAAGUCAAGUUGGAGAAUGAUACAAAAAAAUACAUUUCUAUCGGUUUCCUUUCACUCGAUUUAGUGCUUUGAUCUAUCAUUUAUUUAUUUUUAGUCAUUAUUAAGUCAACAAUUUGUAUUUGAGAAAAAGACACAAGUUUCUAUGAAUACAGUUAUAUCUCAUGGAUGCAUUUGGCCA
Molecule: messenger RNA, 2976 nt
Organism: Cryptomeria japonica (Japanese cedar)
Lineage: Eukaryota; Viridiplantae; Streptophyta; Pinopsida; Cupressales; Cupressaceae
Product: biotin--protein ligase 1, chloroplastic
Exons: 13
Coding region: 1295-2506 (403 amino acids)
Biological process (GO): protein modification process
Cellular component (GO): cytoplasm
Molecular function (GO): biotin--[biotin carboxyl-carrier protein] ligase activity
Source: RefSeq, a predicted model, not a curated record